Messenger RNA from Rotaria sp. Silwood2, 459 nucleotides. The record is from the annotation of a GenBank genome assembly. Lineage: Eukaryota; Metazoa; Rotifera; Eurotatoria; Philodinida; Philodinidae.
AUGUCUGGAUCGGCAUCUGGCGUUAAAGUGGAUAAUGCAGUUAUUGAAAAAUUUCAUGAGUUUAAAAUAAAAAAACAGAUUGGCUAUCUUGUACUUGGAUUUAGUAAUGAUAUAUCAAAAAUUGUUGUUCUCAAAGAAGGUGCUAAUUCAGCACCAAACAAUGCACCACCAGCUGACAAGAAUAAAAAAUGGGCUGAAAUGCUUGAAGAAUUACCAGAAAAUGAUGUACGAUAUGCUAUAAUUGAUAUUUUCUAUGAAACAAGUGAAGGAUCACGUGCCGAAAUAUAUUUUAUUUCAUGGGCACCAGAUACAGCAACAAUUAAACGUAAAAUGUUAUGUGCAUCAAGCAAAGAUGCUUUAAAAAAUGCUCUUCAAGGUAUUCGUAAUCAUUUACAAGCAACAUGCAAAUCGGAUCUUGAUUUGGCUGCAAUUAUAAGUGAAAAAACCAAAUCUAAAUAG